Messenger RNA from Quercus lobata, 855 nucleotides. Its product is annotated as MATH domain and coiled-coil domain-containing protein At3g58210-like. Lineage: Eukaryota; Viridiplantae; Streptophyta; Magnoliopsida; Fagales; Fagaceae. The coding region runs from base 1 to 855 and encodes 284 amino acids. The transcript has 5 exons. Gene Ontology annotation, molecular function: protein binding. The record is from RefSeq and is a predicted model, not a curated record.
AUGGAUUUCAAGAUUUCUCAAUCGUUCCAAUUAUCGUUUGCCCAAGCGAAUGUUGCUGAGAUUUCUUGGAGGUUGUCUCUCUAUCCAAAAGGAAUUGAGAAAAAAAAUGAAAAUGGACAUAUCUCCCUCUACCUAGCAAUCGCUGAGACAGAAGAACUUCCUCUUGGUUGGGAGGUUAAUGCCGGCUUCAGAUUGUUUGUAUUUGAUCAGAUACGGGACGAGUACUUGACCGUUCAAGAUGGUGGUGGUGGUGGUGCUAUUAAAAGAUUCAAUGACAUGAAUAGUGAAUGGGGAUUUGCCAAAUUUCUUCCCCCGGAUACCUUCAAUGAUGUUACUCAAGGAUACCUUGUGAAUAACUGUUGCGUAUUUGGUGUAGAGGUUUUUGUUCAUGAACGUACUGUCAAAAGGCAGUGUCUUUCCAUGAUUGAAGAACCCGAUAACAGCACUUUUACUUGGAAGAUUGAAAGAUUUUCGACACUGGAUGAAGAAAGAUAUCACUCUCAAGAAUUCACUGUUGGAGAUUCAAAAUGGAAGUUACUAGUCUAUCCCAAGGGAAAUUCUACUGGAAAAAAUACGGCGUUAUCUUUCUUCUUGUCUUCAUGCAAUUGUAUUCGGUCAGAGCAAAAUGUUUUUGCGGAAUUCACGCUGCGCAUAAGGGAUCAAAUCAAAGGAAAGCACAAAGAAAUAAGUGAUAAACAUUGGUUUUCUACCAAGGGUUGGGGUUUUCCAGAAUUUUUGCCUCUAAAGGAUAUCAAUGAUGCAGCAAAGGGGUUUCUUGUGAAUGAUACUCUACUUGUAGAAGCUGAAAUUAUAGUGAUGUCUAAAGUGAGGUGGUUCUCUAACAGCACAUGCUAA